UUUUUGGGUAAAAAGGUGUUUUGUGUUUUUAUUAAUGUAAAUAACUAGAUAAGGUCGCGCAUGUUAUCACGUAAUCAGUCAGACCGUGUUUACUGUGAGCUGACAAUUCUGUAGGCACUACUGUAGGCUGUUGUAGGUAAGCCACGACAUGUGAUGUUUUGUUGUUGUAUUGACUAACGUCUCGGCCCGGCCAGGUCUCUGUUACGACAUUGAUCUAAGGCUAAAAAUGGCAUAUUUUGUUAUUUCAGACCUGGAACUGGAAUGCCAUUCAAGGUUUUAUAGAGUUUUACUUCUUGGCCAAUUAUUCUCUCAACAGUCUUGCUACACUUUGAACACUAGGCCUAUGCUGCAUGAUGCAUGCUUAGACCUGGAAUGGCAUUCAAUGUUUUAUAGUUUUACUUCUUGGCCAAUCAUUCUCUCAACAGUCUUGCUACACUUUGAACACUAGGCCUAUGCUGCAUGAUGCAUGCUUAGACCUGGAAUGGCAUUCAAUGUUUUAUAGUUUUACUUCUUGGCCAAUUAUUCUCUCAACAGUCUUGCUACACUUUGAACACUAGGCCUAUGCUGCAUGAUGCAUGCUUCGAUGAAAUUCUUUGCGUAGGUUUAUUAGGAUGGAAAUGCCAAUAACCAGUAGCGGCAGUUAACAGAGAGUGUGAGGAUUGAGGAGAGGGAUGGUCGGGGUGGGGGUGGAGGUGGGGUGUUGUCAGUGCUGACAAAUGUAAGUCCUCAGCCAUAUAAUUUUAUAUAAUAAUUGAUGACUAUUUUUUUUAAAAAUAUAUAAAUGGCCUUUCAAUUAUACCCCCUUCCAAUAUGUUCACCUAAACACACAAAAACAACAACAACAAAAAAAAAGAACAAAAAAAACCUUACCAUUCAAGAGUGAUUAUUUACCUAGUGCUUGUUCAGUGAUAAUAUUGAUUGCUUCUCUAGGCUCAUCGUACCGCUCAUCGUAACGCUCAUUGUACCGCGCAUCCUCUUGGAUUUGAUAGAAGAUUCAGGCGCCAUGGAACCAGAGGACCCAACAUCCAUUACCUGGCUGUUUUCAAGUGUGUCCUUCUACCUUCUAUUGUCAACCAUUGUGGCUGCAAUUUACCUGAUCUAUAGCCAGGUGACUGACACGGAGACCUGGGAGAAGUAUGGCGUUAAGCAGGUCAACAUGGGGCUGGUCAAUCUCAGGUAAACAUUUCAAUAGUUUCUCUUUAAAAUUUUGUGUCUGCCUGCUUCUAUAUUUAAUAUUUAAAAAUGCCCUGAAACCAAAAACUACACAGCUACCUUAUUCAAAGGCCAAUAUUUAAUUUUCUAAUGGAAUCACUACUUUGCAGUUGGCAGAAAUUCUGGUUACACUACUUUGUCUGGAGUUGGCAGACAUUCCGGUUACACUACUUUGUCUGGAGUUGGCAGACAUUCUGGUUACACUACUUUGUCUGGAGUUGGCAGGCAUUCUGGUUACACUACUUUGUCUGGAGUUGGCAGACAUUCUGGUUACACUACUUUGUCUGUAGUUAGCAGACAUUCUGGUUACACUACUUUGUCUGGAGUUAGCAUACAUUCUGUGUUCACUACUGUGUCUGAGAGUUGGCAGACAUUCUGGUUACACUACUUUGUCUGGAGUUGGCAGACAUUCUGGUUACACUACUUUGUCUGGAGUUGGCAGACAUUCUGGUUACACUACUUUGUCUGGAGUUGGCAGACAUUCUGGGUACACUACUUUGUAUGGAGUUAGCAGACAUUCUGGUUACACUAGUUUUUCUGGAGUUGGCAGACAUUCUGGUUACCAUACUUUGUCUGUAGUUGGCAGACAUUCUGGUUACACUACUUUGUCUGGAGUUGGCAGACAUUCUGGUUACCAUACUUUGUCUGGAGUUGGCAGGCAUUCUGUCUCCAAUGAUAUUUCUGUUGUCAACUUAAAAGCCUAUUUUUAAAUGGAGAUCAUCCUAAGUAUCAUUUGGACAUCUUGGCAUGUUUUUUUACCUAAAGUUUGAGACAAGGCAUGCAUCUAACGUUGUUGACUCAUAAAUUUCAUCUAGGAGUCAUGAAUCUGAUGUUAGAGAUCUUGGAGUUGGUGGAAAAAGACACACACACACACACAUAUAUCUUGUCUUAUAGUAACACCAGUUUCUCUUAUUUUAUCAUAUUUCUACAUGAGGGAUUUUGAUAUUGUUGAGAUGACAUUUAAAUGGAUAUUCUAGAAUGUCCUCACCAACUUGAAAGGAAUGGAAGACAAGAAAUUCAAGAAUCAAAUUGAAAUGUUGGAACAAUUAAAUGGUCCUUAAUUUUACCUAAAGUUAAGUUCAAACAGAGAAUGCGUUUAUUUCAGCUCAAUAUUUUCACUGUAACCUGUUAAACGUCACAAUAGCACACAGUUCCAACGCUGCUUGUUGUGUUUAUAUAGUUGUAUUAUCACUCCCAACUGUACAGAGUUUUAAUUGAAAUCUGGUUUCAGGGAUGGUUUUGAAAAACUUUUGGAAGAGCAUGGGGACACAGUUGGUUUGAAACGUGGACCGAUGCUGCUCCUGACCAAAGACUUGUCCAUCCUCAAGGAGGUGAUGAUCAAAGAUUUUAACAACUUUGCAGACAGGGUUGGAAACAUUAACACAUUGUCUGUAGUGGGCAAGGGAGUUUUUUUCCUACAAGGUCAAGACUGGAGGAGAAUACGCCACAUCAUCACCCCUUCUUUUAGGUAAUAUAAGCUGAGAUUUAAGGAAAAUAAAUAUACUUAUUAUAAUGUUACAAUAAUACUGCAAACAUUUUAUGAUGGAUUUAAUAUUUCCUGGUACAAAAUUUUAAUUCCAAAACAAAGAAAAACUCUAUUCUUAUUAUAUUGUAAUGUUACAUUUAAAAAUGCGAAAAGAUUCAUAGAAACCAGUAAGAACAAUGACCAGACGAGAAGACAAGAAGACAUUUCAAUAUUUUAUUAAAUUACCUCAUGUGUCAAUGUCCAUAUGAAUUACAUAGUUAACGCUUUCAAUAUUUUAUUCUAAUGCCUCAUGUAUCAGUGUCCUUAUGUAGCACUUAUUAACACUUGAAAACUUUUAAAAGUGCAUACAUUUGAAGUAUUUUUGAUACUAUAAUCAACAAGCACAUUAUUUUUAUUAACAAAAUUAUAUCCAGCAAAAUCUAAUAUAGGCCUAUUUAUAAAAUCUCAGUCAUAUAAGAAUACUAUUAAGUCUAAUGUUAUCCUAAAGAACUUAGUCUUUUUUCCAAAAUAUUUCAUGUCCUACACCAUGUCUAAUGAUAUCCUAAUCAAUUCACUUGUCAGAUUCAGUGCUCCUCAAAAUAAGAAGGUCUAUGAACUAAAUUGCAAAUAAGGUUUCUUUUUUUUUAAACCUCAGCUCUGGUAAACUCAAACAUUAUGCACUGACCGUAGAUGAACGUGCCAGCAAACUGACCAAGGUCCUAGAGGACUAUGCCAGGAAGGAUAUGCUUGUGCCCAUAAAGGACACAACUGGCCAGUACACGAGCGAGAUUAUUGCCAAGACGGCCUUUGGGUUCAACACGGACUGUCUGGGCAAGGAGGACGAUGAGUUCACCUACUACUGUAAGAAUAUCUUUAAAAUAAGAAACAAAGUCAUGUCCAAGGUGAUGCUGUUCUUCUUCAGAUACACAUCUAUCCACAAGUUUUUUGUGAAGGUGGGUCUUAAAACUAGUAUUUGCUGCUGCUUUGCAAUAAUUAUGCUUAAAUUAUCAAAUAUUCUUUGUAAUAUUAUGUCUGAAUUUAGUACAAUCUUUUGAUUCAGUAAGUGAAAUUUUUCUUCAAUGUAUUUAUAUACGUGAUCAUAAUUUUAAAAUCUUUUGCAUAGAUCAUUGGAUAGAGUUCUUUUCUCAAAAUUAAUUUUUCAUAUUUUCAACCCGUCAACAAUUCACACAAUGCACAGUUUGCCAUUUUUUUUUUAAACAGACUUUAAAAAUUAAACUGUUUGAUGGAGCGAGGUCAGAUGCUGAUACGUAUUUUAAGACAAUUCUUAAAAACUCAAUAGAGGAAAGGAAAGAGCAACAGCAGAAAGGUCAGAAACAGCCAGCUGACCUGCUACAGAGUUUAAUUCAGGCUAGGAUUGCUGAUGACCUAAUUAAGCAAGAAGGUAUUAAAAAGAAAUGAAAGAAUUGUAUAUUUUUCCAUUGAUUAUUGUUAUAAAAUGUAUUAACCAAUUUUAAGAGUGUUGGACUGUGCUAAAGCAUUAAAGUAGAUUAAUUAGACAUGUUAAAGUAGAUUAAUUAGACACAAACAAUUGUGUAAAUAAAAUAAUAUACUUUCAGCUUUAAUAGCGGUCAUACAGAAUACAAAUGUAAACGUUCCGGAAAACGCCUUCAUCAGAACAAAAAAAUUCAUAUAAGUAUACAUUAAAUAUUACAUAAGAUAUAUUUACAAGUAUCCUACCAAAAAAAGGAGAGAAUAGAAUAAGAGAGAGUGUUAAUUCCAUCAAUUGUAAUCUGUGAUGAACAAUUUGAAUUAUAAAAUAGUAAAAAGAAUUUGUCUAUAAUUAAUUUCCUUAGAGGGCACGACGGAAGAUGCCAAGCAAACCAAUGGUCAUAAUUGGGACAAACUUCCCAAGACUAUGUCAGAGGAGGAGCUGAUGGGUCAGUCCAUGUUGAUCAUGUUUGCUGGGUUUGAGACUACUGCCACAACACUAAUGAUGUGUCUUCAUUUACUGGCCAAACAUCCAGAUACUCAAGUAAGGGAUUAUAUUAGUUUUUGAAGGAGCAACUGUGGGUUGCUUUGUACUGGUUGUGUAUAUAUUGAUGAAGAAAAAAUGUUACUUUCUAAAGUAUUUGGGUUUUAUCAGAAAACCAUUAAAUAACAGUUUUAUAGAUUUUGUUAAAGAGACAGUGACAAGUAGUUUAUAAAUCUUAGAUAAUUUAUCAUCAUUUGAAAUCCAAUUAUAAAUCAAUUAAUUUUUGGCAUAAAAUUACACCAUUUUGUUUUAAUUUUUCUUUUUAAGAUGUGUUAAAUAUCUCUUAAUAGCAGGUAAAUUAUUUAAUGCAAAAAGUUUUCAAAAAAAUGUUGCAGAGGCUUAAUAACAUAUUCUAAUUUAAAAUAUUUUAAUUUGAGAAUCUUGUUAGCUUAAACUAUGCAAUUUAGACCAUUUUAUACUCAUAUAAUAUUUUUAUCUCUUAUUGCAUUACAUAAUUAUUUAUUUUUUGCUUUAGGAAAAGAUGUAUGAAGAAAUAGAGAAUGUUGUUCAGUCUGAGUCCCCAACGUAUGAUGAGAUUGGACAGCUGACCUACAUGGAACAAGUCAUCAAUGAGACCCUGCGUUUGUAUCCUCCCGCUCCUAUCAUGUCCAGAAUGGCAGCUGAAACCAGAACCUAUGGCACCAUCACCAUCCCUAAAGGUGCAGGGGUCAUGAUCCCAAUAUUUGCAGUACUUAAAGACCCUAAGAAUUACCCGGACCCUGAAAAGUUUGAUCCCGAUAGGUUCUCAGAUGAGAACAAGGCAAAGAGGGACCCAAUGGCUUUCAUGGCAUUUGGAUUUGGUCCACGUAACUGCAUUGGAAUGAGAUUGGCAUAUUUGGAACUGAAAAUGGCUUUGGCCCACAUUAUAAGGAAAGUACGUUUUGAACUGAAUGAGAGAACUGAGCCCAAGAAAGGGGAAGAGCUUGUGGUAAAAAACCAGGGGCUUCUACGUAUAGACAAACCCAUUAAGUUGGCUGUCAAGCUGAGGCACUGAAAUCUUGUUAUUCAUACGAGGCAGAAUUUUUUUUUUAUAUACAAAUAGUAUUUUAUUAACAUGAAUUCUCAACUUGAAAAUAUUUUUUUUCACUAUAUUAAAAUUGUGCAAUUAUAAAAUACAAUUUGAUAUCUCACCCAAGUAUUUUAAAGUUAAAGUGAUCAGAAAUAGUUUAUUAGCUGGUAUAUAAUUUUGUUCUUAGAUUGAUAACUUUCUAUGUUGAACAGCACAUAUUAUUAUGCAAGAAAAAAUUAAAAUGUAUACAGUACACAAAAAAUGUUAUAAGCUUAGAGCCAGAUUUUAUAAGCUUAGAGCCAGAUUUUAUAAGCUUAGAGCCAGAUUUUAUAAGCUUAGAGCCAGAU
Molecule: messenger RNA, 6026 nt
Organism: Lymnaea stagnalis (great pond snail)
Lineage: Eukaryota; Metazoa; Mollusca; Gastropoda; Lymnaeidae
Source: the annotation of a GenBank genome assembly